This is a messenger RNA of Vespa velutina, 2389 nucleotides long. Its product is annotated as thrombospondin type-1 domain-containing protein 4-like. Gene Ontology annotation, cellular component: extracellular matrix. The record is from RefSeq and is a predicted model, not a curated record. Gene Ontology annotation, biological process: extracellular matrix organization. NCBI's taxonomy places the organism in Eukaryota, Metazoa, Arthropoda, Insecta, Hymenoptera, Vespidae. The transcript has 13 exons. The coding region runs from base 154 to 2070 and encodes 638 amino acids. Gene Ontology annotation, molecular function: metalloendopeptidase activity.
ACUAUUACUACUGCUACUACUACUACUACUACUACUACUACUACUACUACUACAACUACUACUACUACUACUACUGCUACUACUACUACUACUACUUCUUCUUCUUCUGCUGCUGCUUCAUCGUCGUCAUCAUCCUAUCGUCCAUCGUCGAAGAUGCAGCGACUACUCGGACUAUUCUCUUCUCUUCUCCUAACUUUAACGUUCUCGGUGAUUUCAAUCGAGUGCCACCUGAUCGAUGGGAUCUUUACGGAACCGACUUUAGAGCCAGGCUAUAAUCUUGUUACUACCAUUCCACGGGGUGCAGUGGCAUUGAACGUGACCGAGUUACGUCAUACGCAAAAUUAUUUGGCGAUCAGAUUGCAAAAUGGGAGUUAUUUACUCAAUGGCAACUACAGUAUCAAUUGGUCUGGCGAAUACAACGCAGCUGGCACAACAUUCGCAUACAUCCGGCAGAGCUCACAAAAUUUGGAAAGUUUCUCGGCUGCAGGACCAUUGCACGAGUCCAUUGAUGUUAUGGUGCUGUAUCAAGAGCCCAAUCCUGGUAUAGUGUACCGUUAUAUCAUUCCUGGAAGUAGUGCCAGUGCACCGAGCAACUCUCAUCUCACUCGCAAUACAGUUUUAAAUAGACCGAUCGAAGCAACGCCAGCAAGUACCUCGCUCAGAAAAACGGACAACGUGAACACGACGACAACUAUAGACGACGUCGCAACGAACGCCUCGUACGUUCCGAAGCGAUAUAAGAAACGAAAAUUUGCAUGGAAACCGGCCGGUUACACAGAAUGCAAUAAAUCCUGUGGCGGAGGUGUCCAAACGUUGAAAUAUGCGUGUGUACGAGAACACACGCAGAUUCAGGUCUUCGAUAAAAGAUGUCACACGUUGGAGAAACCACGAGAGGUUCGAUUAAGGUGCAACACCAAUCCCUGCCCACCCAUGUGGAGACCAACCGCAUGGAAUCCAUGUUCAGUCAGCUGCGGUACUGGCAUACGUACACGAGAUCUGGAAUGUGUUCAAGAGAUCAGAUCGACCUUAACAGUAAUCGUAUCCGAGGGUGCUUGCAUGGAGCCAAGAAAUUUACCUAUCAGUGAGAUGUGCAACGAGACACCUUGUGAAAAAGCUACAAGAAUAUCAGAAGGACAAUCCUUCAAUUGGAAUGUUGGAUCUUGGUCCGAGUGCUCGACAACGUGUGGGGUAGGUAAAAGAACGAGACUCGUAACGUGCGAACCACAAGAAUACCUCUGUAACGUAGCGGAGAAACCAAUUUCUCAAGAGGUUUGCGACUUGGGUCCUUGCACCGUGAAAUUUUCUUCUACUAACGCAAUUUCGUCGACCGAACAACGAGUAACCUCUCAAUGGCUUUAUACCGAAUGGCCAGAACAGUGUUCCGUUGAAUGUGGCCUCGGCAUGCAAAGCAGAAGAGUCUUUUGUGAAAAAAAUUCCGAAGAGGAGUGUGAUCCAAUGAGUCGUCCGGAAUCAUCGAGAUCUUGUUCGAGUAACAGAACAUGUAGCGGACAAUGGUUUGUCGGUCCUUGGUCUGAGUGUUCAUCACAUUGUGAUUUUGGUGAACAAAUCAGAGAAGCCGUUUGCGUGACUAUACUCCGUGGUGCUCUUCGCGUCGUCCUCGAUAUGAAUUGUCCUGCGAAUAAGCCAGAAACAAGAAAAUCUUGCAGAGGUGCUCCUUGCUCGUUUGCUUGGUUUACGUCCGAUUGGAGCGAGUGUUCCCGAUCCUGUGGCAAGGGUAUACAAAAGAGAGAAGUCAAGUGUUUGUCACCGGAAAAUCAACCAAACGAGUAUCAUCAAGUAGUUCAUUGUAACGAGGACGAUCGACCAGUUUCUCGACGAACUUGCAAUGAUUAUUCUUGUAAAAAUGAUACUCACGGUUCUGAGAAUGUACCAAGAGUGUCGCAAAUUCAAGACGAUCCAGAGAUAUAUAAUGGUCUUGAAGAGAAUCCAUUCUGUAAGGACAACAUACCAAAUUGUGCUUUGGUAAUCCAAGCUCGUCUUUGCACUUAUCAAUUUUAUCAACGAUCAUGCUGUCUUUCUUGCUCUAGAGCUAAACACGAACCGGAAUGAACGGAUAAUUGCAAUUUAAAAAUAUUAAAUUUAUGAAUAAUUCAGCGAAAAAUAAGCGGGAACAAAAUUGUUUAGAGAAAUUUGUUAAUCAUUAAUGGAUUUCAGCAAUUCCAUGUUGAAGUAUGAUAAUAAUUCAUGCAUCGGCGAAACAUGAUAGUUAUCAAUAUUCCGUCUUCCAAGCACGAAAACUUCGUAGUUUUUAGUAAAAAAAUGCUUUAUACGUUUACUUAAUGGCUUAAUCAUAAUCCAUUGUAUUUUUGUCAAAAUGUGCGAUUUUACGCUAAGGACGAAACAUUAAAUGACACUUUUCAAUUGUCAA